Trichomonas vaginalis G3 is the source of this 459-nucleotide messenger RNA. Its product is annotated as repellent protein 1 family. NCBI's taxonomy places the organism in Eukaryota, Parabasalia, Trichomonadida, Trichomonadidae. The transcript has a single exon. Bases 1 to 459 code for a protein of 152 amino acids. The record is from RefSeq and is a predicted model, not a curated record.
AUGAGUUCUUCAUCAAGCUCUCGCGAACCUUCACCAUCUAUGAAACAAACUUUACCAAACGAUUAUGGAGCACCUAUUGAAUAUUUCUUACGAGCUGCACAAUGGCAAAGAGCAGUCUCACCAAGGUUAGGUGUUCCACCAGCUCCUGUCAAAAAUAGCAUUUGGUCAAGUCCUUAUAUAAGAUAUGGUCUCCCACUAGGUUUGCUAGCUACAGCAGUAGCAGUUAUGAUGUUGAAAAGAAAUAAGGCAAAUGUUGUAAAUAAUACUGAAGUAGCUGAAGUUAAACAAACUCCGACACCAUCGCCAAAACCAACGCCUUCACAAACAACACCUUCAAUGACUCCUGAACCUAUGGAAGUACAAACUCCUGUUCAAAAGUCAACUCCUAAACCGACUCCAACAUUUAAACCAGAACCUACUCCUCAAAUAAAUCGUAAAACUCCUGCGUUUCCUUACUGA